AUGAGUAAUGAGCACAUCUUGUCCGACCCGGAAGUGUCGCCUGUGGAAUCUCGGAAGAACGCCCUCCACAAGGCCCCUGACCAUCGAAUCAGCGCAGCUACGCUGCCUACAUCCACUUGGACAGCUUCUUUGGCUCCGAAAAAGCCGUCCGUCGAAGCACUUAUCGGUCUUUUCGAGACAAAAGACCGCCUCAGCAGGGCGCCUACAAUUCCAUUCGAACACGCUUUCACGAGCCCCUCGCCGUUCCUGCGUGAGCGAUAUUUAACUGCCCUCAAGUCGCAAAAGCUGCCUUCUUCCGAUUGCCGCCCUGAAAAAGCCGCCCCUAGACGGGGAUUGCGAGAAGAAGAAAUCCAGUUCAUUGAGCAAGCGCUUAGGAGAAAGCUCUCUGAUAGCCCUUUAACUACAAUUGCCUCUCAGAGAUCCUCCAGUAGCUGUCCAGCUGAAGAUCGGCCGCGAAUCAAAGUAAAAGCAUCUGCCCAGUCCAUAUCGAUCAUCAUCCCAGAAGGUGUCAAGCUUCCAAUUGUCGCCACUAUCGAAUCCGCAGGGUCGUUUGAGCUUGAGACCCAAAUGCCAACUUCGAGCGUUAAAGAAAGAAGCGAGGCAAGCGGUACCACCGGCGGUGGUCCAGGUACACGAGGAAUGAGCCGCCGGCGGAACACGUUUUCAGAACGGGCGACCGCUGGUGCAGCCCGAGACAGUGAGAGUCAGGAGAUAAUAGCAGGGUUGGGACUACCCUUUCUUGCAAGAGUCACUAAGGGCCGACUGAACGUUUCCGAGGCAUCGAUCCCUGCGGCCCAAAGUACCGAUAUAUCGGCACCAGGACGAGUCUUCAUUCCGGCUCACCAACCUCCUGGCGGACAGCCUUCUUACCCACUUCACGACCAUUCCAAAGAGGGGGCAGAAAGGGAAAGAGGCGUUACUGGGGCCCCUGAGUCUCUUGGAGAGCUUCAAAAAGAGCCGGACGCUCAGGCCAAAACCCGUCCGGCCCUCGAUCCCCAAGAUCCUCAAAACACUGCCCCUCCGGAAAUCGAAACACAGUCUGAAGCUGAAGGAUCAGUCCCGAGUGCUGCAGAACCCAGUUCAGACCCGUUGACGAAACCAGAGGACAUACCUGGGCUGGGUGUGGACGCUUCCUCUAAAGCCGAAUAUACUGAGCCUUUCUCUAUCCCUGAAAUUAGAAUACACAGACCCAGCGGCACGGUCAUGGCUGCUUCACUCGGAACAACGGCUACGGGCGGUGCAAGCGAGUCACCCACUCCUGUCCAGUCAGCGACGGAACAAAGUGCGACCACUACACCACUCAAUGCUGCGUCAAACCCUGUAGGGGCAGCACCAGCGCCUACCAGUUUCCUUGUAAAGCCUGUAACAGUCACAAAUACAGUGCCCGUCAAUGCAGUGACUUCAGCUCAGCCACUUGCCGUAUCUGGCUUGCCAUUGAGAGCCAAGUUGGGUAAAAGAAAGAGAGUCAUCCGGAAAGUCCGCCGGGUAGUUGUCAGGAAGCACCUCCUCGCUAUCAUCCUAGGCCGAGACUUGGCCAAUGCGGUCCACCCUCGGCUCAACACGGCCGGGAAAACCGUGCCUGACGUUCCAUUGCCAUUAGAUGGACCGAGUGACCUGUCCUACAGGUAUGCGAGACGGAAGGAGUAUAAAAGAGAUAUCCAACAAAGACAGAUGGAUCAGGAGAUUGCGAGCGCCAGGCUCCAUGUGGAAGCGGAGGAAAUCCAUCGGUGCUCGAGGUGUCGGGGACUGAAGAGGACAAAAUAUUUGCGGAAAUAUCACCGCUUGCAGCUCCAGAGGGACAGCCCUACCAUGAACGUGAUCCAAAGACAUGCAAUUAGCAGGGCUCGAGUCGCACGAUUCAAGUGCAAGUGUAAUGGCCGGUUACGCGGAGCCAAAGACGGUAAGGAGGCGAGAGACCCUGCUGUACCUGCGGCACCACGGCAUCUACAAGCUCCUGCCCAUGAGGCUCCUUUACUAGGGCCCAUGGGGAACACUCUGCGCUGA
Molecule: messenger RNA, 2004 nt
Organism: Cladophialophora bantiana CBS 173.52
Lineage: Eukaryota; Fungi; Ascomycota; Eurotiomycetes; Chaetothyriales; Herpotrichiellaceae
Exons: 3
Coding region: 1-2004 (667 amino acids)
Source: RefSeq, a predicted model, not a curated record